AUGGCUACAAAUCUGUCACGGGCUGCUACUGUAUCGGCUGCCUCCGGAUAUCAACGUCGUAGAGGAAGCUUCACCGCCGACUGGACAGACAGCCAUUCUCUUUCCAAACAUUCAUUCGACAAGCGGGUUUCCAGAGACGAUCUUGCACUCAUUCUCAAGAGCUCAAAGAAGGGCAACGUGACGGCGUUUCAUAUACCGAUCCAUGGCCGACUUCCAUCCCCCGAACACAGCCCGCGAACCUCGUCACUGACGAGAACGACUUGGGUACGAACUUCAACUCCGGAUUCUAUGAUAGAUUCUGGCGAGACUGGUGUUAUUGCUGUUGGUAUGGCAAUUGGAAGUCCAACACAAAUGGGAGACUUUGCGCCGGCGCCCUGGAAUCCACAGAACAGAGCCAUGAAUGCCGUUGUCGACAUCCCGGAGCCGAUGCCAGAGCCUGUGCCAGAGCCAGUCGAUGACACUCAGCAGAAGGCUCGUAAAUGGGGUCUUUUUCGAUCAAAAUCGAAGCGAGCCACGCGGCCAGAGAAGCCCCAACGAUCUAUGACGGAGAGUGUCAAUACUUCUACCACAUCAUUAGGUUCUUCUGGAAUGCCGACUUCAGCACCAGCAGAUCAGAGUUCACGGAAAAUGCCAAAGCAUAAGCCGAUUGUAAUUCGAUCUCAAACUGAACCAAUUAUAUCAGAACCCGCGCAGACGAUUGCUGAAGUGCCCCGGUCGGUACCAACGUCGGCGGAGGUGAAACCUAUCUCGCCAGGAAAACUAACAAAAGAGAAGCCUGCUCUUCAGCGCAAGGCAUCAAAGGAAUCGAAACUGAAAGACCCGGGUUCGGGGGGCAUAGGCCGUAAAAUGUCGCUAAGAGGCCUUCGAGGUGACACCAGCAAGAAGAGAUCAGAAAAAGCAAUCGCACCGCCGCCCUCAUCGCCGCCACCGAUGCCACCGAUGCCUGCUAUUCCUCACUCUCUGCUAGAUGUUGAGAUUCCUAGCAUCAAGAUGGAUCGAUAUAGUGUCAUGUUUAACAGUGUUUUACAGCCACCGCAAGGGUCUGCCUCUUCACUUCUUGCUCGCCGACAGGCUACUCUCGAUCAUCUGAAGUCUGUGAAGGACGCAAUCGCCGAGAAUCGAGACGAGUCUCUUCGGCCACGGAGGGCAACGUCGCCACAACCCUCACCAACUUUUGUUUCUCAGGAUAAUUCAAAGCCUCUGCCUUCACCUCGGUUCCGAGCCAACACAUCCCCGGCCUUAUUGGACUCAUCAUAUUAUCACUCAGAGGAGUCUCCUGAAGCAGUUACGCCAAGAGUCGCCCAAGUUUCGCGGUCAGAAUCUCAGCACAACAAGUUCGCAGCGCAAGCUACGCAUUAUCAGCCUGCCCUUGUCUCCAAAUUCAACAGGCGUCCCAGUGCAGCGUCUACGGAGAAGAUAAGCGUUACUUCCGCAAAACAGACCUCGCCACCUGUGCCCAUUAUCUCGCCCAACACCCACUCCAAGCAUUCGUCUCCGUUUACUUUCUCACCAGGCACAGUUCCCGAAUCUCCUGAACACACAGACGAUGAGAAAGAUGUUCAGGUAGCUAAGGGAAGGCUCUCUUCUCCUUCGGAACCUUCGUGGCACAUGGUCUCGCCCCCAGCUUCCAUCACGUCCUCCGGCGCCGAAACCUCAAGGCGAUUCUCUCCGUCCUCAUCAUUGGCUUCGCCCAAGAAGCAAGCUCCCGAGGCUGAUGCUCAAGAGGCCUUACGCAACGCUGUUGAGAUCUCCAUUGCUCGCCAGAUCAGCGUUUCGCACCAACAACGCAAGAUGCUGCACCCGUUAAAGAGCAACCCCAGCUUGAGACAUCGAGGUAACGGCAGCCCGAGCGGACCAGGUUACAUCCCGAUUGAGAAAGAUGAGCGUCUAGCUGAGACCAAGUCAUCGACCCCUACCUUGGUGCACCCGAGGGAGUUGACUCACUCUCCUGAUGCUUACCAAAUACACCGCAAGAGUGAGAGAGUAAUUCUUGAGGAAUCUUGA
This is a messenger RNA of Fusarium proliferatum ET1, 2004 nucleotides long. RefSeq lists its product as uncharacterized. NCBI's taxonomy places the organism in Eukaryota, Fungi, Ascomycota, Sordariomycetes, Hypocreales, Nectriaceae. The record is from RefSeq and is a predicted model, not a curated record. The transcript has a single exon. Bases 1 to 2004 code for a protein of 667 amino acids.